This is a messenger RNA of Branchiostoma belcheri (Belcher's lancelet), 1318 nucleotides long. Its product is annotated as beta-galactoside alpha-2,6-sialyltransferase 2-like. The record is from RefSeq and is a predicted model, not a curated record. Lineage: Eukaryota; Metazoa; Chordata; Leptocardii; Amphioxiformes; Branchiostomatidae. Gene Ontology annotation, molecular function: sialyltransferase activity. The coding region runs from base 140 to 1318 and encodes 392 amino acids. The transcript has 4 exons.
GGGUGAAGGAUUGGUAAAAAAAAGAGUCAGUUCUCUGCGGUGAAUUCGGCCUCGCAAGUACCGACCAAUCAAGCGGUGGUCUCACGCGAGUUGGUGACCAGUUUAAAAUACAGAAAAUCAGCGGAAUAUACUAAGCAUCAUGGAGAAAAGGAUACUGCGGUUUCUCGGUACUGUACUGUGUGUUUGUGUGACGAUCUGUGUCUACUCUAUAAUGACCAGGUCUGAGUACGCACCUACCUAUGGACCCAAGACACUCAAUGCCACGAAAAUAUGGCGUCAAGUGAAGAACGAUAAUUUCUCAACAAUAACACCGAAGAAGAGCGAUAAUUUCUCAACAAUAACACCGAAGAAGAGCGAUAAUUUCUCAAUAAUAACACCGAAGAAGAACGAUAAUUUCUCAACAAUAACAAAAGCAGGAAGAGAUGUAAUGAACAGUGUUUCUACCUUAAGAGAAGAAUUGCUGUGUGCACUCAAGAAGAACGUUCCGUUCUCAACUAUAACAAGAAAACAGGCGUCCAAAGAUGGAAACGCCACCAUACUGCCGGAGGAGAGUCUGGAGAAGUUGGUGCACUUUAACUCGUGCGCAGUCGUCAGUAGUAGCCACGGCCUCAGGCUUCACAAGUACGGGAAGGAGAUAGACAGCCACGAUGCCGUGCUGAGAUUCAACUGCGCUCCAACGCAGGGAUUCGAGCAGUUCGUCGGAAACCGGACGGACAUUCGUCUCGUCAACACACAGAUUCCGGGACGGUACUUCAAGAAGGAUUUCUGGAGCAAAAACAGCAACAUGUUCAGACAUGAAGCCAUAGUUGUUAGGAACAUGGACUCCAUCAGUGUGAAAGGAGAAAAGAUCGACACCAAACACGACCAGUUCCACGUUUUUAACAACUUGGUCAAAUACAGGAAAAUGUAUCCAACAAGGGAUUUGCAUUUCAUACAGAGACCUGACUUCGGAAAUGACAUAAUGUGGGAACUGGCGCGGUUCUGCAUCACUACAAGAAUGUGUAACAAGGCAAAUAUGAGUCCAAGUUCGGGAAUGUUUGGUAAGGCAGUUUCGUUAACGUUUUACAGUGUUGUGAUGAUGCUGCACCUCUGCGACUGGGUCCGUGUCUACGAGAUCGUUCCCUCCAACAAGGACCGCACCACUGUCCCGUAUUACUACGAUGAACAAACUACUACUACAUGGACGUGGCUAAAAAAGUGGCACUCGUUCACCCAAGAAAGGGUUUACCUCAGGACCUUGUCACUGACUACUGAGAAAGACAUAAACGAAACGGGCGUGGUGCUGCUGAAGGGGUUUUCACAGACUCAAUGCCACUGA